Cynoglossus semilaevis (tongue sole) is the source of this 1220-nucleotide messenger RNA. RefSeq names its product GrpE-like 1, mitochondrial (gene grpel1). The record is from RefSeq and is a predicted model, not a curated record. Gene Ontology annotation, biological process: protein folding; protein import into mitochondrial matrix. The transcript has 4 exons. Bases 124 to 786 code for a protein of 220 amino acids. Gene Ontology annotation, cellular component: PAM complex, Tim23 associated import motor. Gene Ontology annotation, molecular function: protein homodimerization activity; adenyl-nucleotide exchange factor activity; protein-folding chaperone binding. NCBI's taxonomy places the organism in Eukaryota, Metazoa, Chordata, Actinopteri, Pleuronectiformes, Cynoglossidae.
CGCCUUUGGAAGGUGGCACCCGUCCUGAUUUCUGAUUGGCUGGAUCCUAUCGGUGCUACCAACACGGUUGUAUGUCCCAUCAACGUGUGUUACAAGGAGCUUUCUGGUGCAUUUACUUAAAAAAUGGCGAGCUGGUGCGUGCGAGCAGUAAGACAGAGCUACUCUAUGGUAGCUUCGCCUGCGUUAAUACGAGCAUCUCAACGACAGUUGUGUUCAGCUACCCAGCAGGCCAAUCGCAAUGACGCAGAUAAGGGCGACGACAAACCAGAUCAGGGCAGUGCUGAAAAUAAUACAGUGGAGAGCCUCCUGAUGGAGGAGAAGACCAAGCUGGAGGGGCAGCUCCUGGACAUGACAGAAAAGUACAAGCGGGCCUUAGCUGACACAGAGAACCUGAGGACACGAACUAAGAAGAUGGUAGAAGAUGCUAAAUUAUACGGAAUCCAGGGCUUCUGUAAAGACCUACUGGAAGUAGCCGACAUCUUAGAAAAGGCCACGGAGAGUGUGCCCAAAGAGGAGGUGACGGACCAGAACCCUCACCUCAAGAACCUGUACGAUGGCCUGGUGAUGACCGAGGCCCAAGUCCAGAAGGUGUUCACCAAGCACGGCCUGGUGAAGCUCAACCCUGAUCUAGGUCAGAAGUUCGACCCAUACGAGCACGAGUCGCUUUUCCACGCCCCUGUGGAGGGCAGGACACCCGGCACCAUCGCAAUGGUGACCAAAGUAGGCUACAAGCUCCAUGGCCGCACCCUAAGGCCGGCGUUGGUGGGCGUGGCCAAAGCGCCCUAGAAACACUAAAACUGAAAAAUUGGCUUUUUUUAAGGGGUUAAGGAAAACCACAGGUCGCGAUAACCAGACGACCCCUGACACAGGACUGUCGUGAUUUCCUCACCCCGAGGUGCCUCCAAAACAACUAUACCUAGACAGUCUUCAUCACAUUAUAUCAGAUACUUUGUCUGGCAGCAGAAUGGUCACGUCAUUCAGGCAGUUGUUUGAGAUAAUUGUCCAGACUUAAAUGCUAAAGUCUCAAUGUCUAAAAAGUAAAAUUUAAACAUUAAAAAACAAAUAAUUUCAAGAUAUAUUUGUGGGACGGCGCAUGGUUGUACUGCAGUAAUCAUUCCGUAGGAUGUUUUAAAUCCUCAUGUGAAACUUGUCUUUACAGUUGUUGUUUUUUCCCAACUGCACAUUGAAGUAGUGUAAUUAAAAAGAAUGACAAUACUGAU